Molecule: messenger RNA, 1461 nt
Organism: Aspergillus sclerotioniger CBS 115572
Lineage: Eukaryota; Fungi; Ascomycota; Eurotiomycetes; Eurotiales; Aspergillaceae
Product: glycoside hydrolase family 16 protein
Exons: 3
Coding region: 1-1461 (486 amino acids)
Biological process (GO): glucan catabolic process
Molecular function (GO): hydrolase activity, hydrolyzing O-glycosyl compounds
Source: RefSeq, a predicted model, not a curated record
AUGUCGUACAGAAAUCUGUCAAGUAUAGAUGUCGGAGAUCGAACAGCCAUUCCCGACUACGAGUUACACAAUGUUCCCGUUGCACCACCUUAUUCAGCCACGGACCCGGCACCUGCAGUUGCAGCUGCACCUGCAGCGGAGAAAUCCAACGUCGCAAAAAGCGCCGGUGGUGCAUGGUACGACCCGCGAUCAUGGUCACUGUUAACAAAAUUGAUUAUUGCGGGCGGUGUUGUUGUUGUCAUUGUUGCGCUUGUCGUGGGAAUCUACGAGGGCACAAAAUCAUCAUCAUAUCCCGAUUACUCUGCAUUGAGCUAUAGGCUUGCAGAUACAUACUCGGGAUCUUCGUUCUUUGAUGAGUUCGAAUACUAUACCGCCACUGAUCCAACGGACGGAUUCGUGGACUACGUCGACAGUUCAACCGCCUCAGAGAUGAACCUGACCUACGCCUCCAGCUCUAGAGCCGUCCUACGAGUAGACACCAGCACCUCGAACCAAACCAGCGGCCGCAAAUCCGUCCGCAUCACCUCAAAGAAAACCUACAAUGACGGCCUCUUCAUCUUCGACAUCACCCACACCCCCUAUGGAUGCGCAACAUGGCCAGCCCUAUGGCUCACCGACCCCGACAACUGGCCUGAACACGGAGAAAUCGAUGUCCUCGAGUCCAACAACAAAGGCACCCACGGCAACGCCAUGACACUACACACAACCAAGGACUGCACAAUGAACGUGAAGCGCAAAGAAACUGGCACCGCAUCAUACACCAACUGCCUGAACACCGCCAACGACAACGCCGGCUGCAGCGUAUCAGGAGGAAAAGCAACCUACGGCGAGAAAUUCAACUCCAACGGCGGCGGCGUCUACGCCAUGGAACUCCGCAACGCCGGCAUCCGUGUCUGGAUGUUCAGCCGCGACGACAUCCCCACCGACAUCUCCAACACCAGCGACACGCCCGACCCCUCAACCUGGGGCGAAGCACUCGCCGACUUCCCCAAUACAAACUGCGACAUCGCCUCCCACUUCAAAAACCAGAGCAUUAUCGUCAACAUCGACGUCUGCGGCGAUCUUGCCGGUGCAACGACCUACUACACCGAUCUCUACGAUUGCCCGUCCACGUGCACGCAAUGGGCCGCCGAGAAUGGAGCAAACUUCACAAACGCCUACUGGGAAUUCAAGAGCUUCAAGGUCUAUCAAACCUCGUCUUCCUCGUCGUCGAGCUCAGCUGCAGCUUCGUCGGCGACGGCGGCAGCAGCAGCAGCAUAUGGGACCUCGACCACAACGGCGGGUGCUGCUACUGCUACUGCUACUUCAGCAAGUACCGGUCAAGGACAGUCGGGAUCUCAAUCUGGGAGCGGACAGCAGGGGGAAGGAAAUCAGGGUGGAGGGCAAAGUGGCGGACAGAGUACGAAUCAAGAAGAAGAGAGUACCAAUCAAGCACAAAGGGGGCAAGGCGGACAACGAUAA